Messenger RNA from Micromonas commoda, 1062 nucleotides. RefSeq lists its product with no specific name. The transcript has a single exon. Lineage: Eukaryota; Viridiplantae; Chlorophyta; Mamiellophyceae; Mamiellales; Mamiellaceae. The record is from RefSeq and is a predicted model, not a curated record. The coding region runs from base 1 to 1062 and encodes 353 amino acids. Gene Ontology annotation, molecular function: GTPase activator activity. Gene Ontology annotation, biological process: post-Golgi vesicle-mediated transport. Gene Ontology annotation, cellular component: periciliary membrane compartment; cilium.
AUGGGUUGCUUUGUUUCUAAAGAAGACAAAGGGUCGAGGUACGCGGUGGGUGGCGAGACCGAGGACGGUGGUGAUGCCGCCCCCGCGCGAAGCCAGUCCAGCUCCAAAUCGGAAGCCAAGACCGAGCCCCUCGUCGCGAAGCCCAAGCUCGACCCGAAGGACUUCAUCUACAUGAAGCGCACCGGCGAGAAGCUCGUGAAGGCCCCGGGUACCAUUAACGGUCAGCAGUUUGUCAUCGACAGGUGCGAGGACUGCGAGAUUUACAUCCUGGACGAGUGCGACUCGCUCAUGAUCGACGACUGCGUGCGAUGCAAGAUCGUGGUGGGACCGACGACGGGGAGCAUCUUCAUGCGCGACUGCUCCGACUGCACGUGCGUGUUCAUGUGCCGCCAGUACCGCUGCAGGGACUGCAAGGACAUCGACACUCAUUUGCACGUCACCACCCGGCCGAUCAUCGAAACCUCGACCAACAUGCGCUUCGGGUGCUGGGACUUCCACUACGAGGGGCUCGAGGCUCAGAUGCGCAGCGCGGGCAUCUCGGAGUGGCAGAACUUCUGGAGCCAUAUAUACAACUUCAACCCCGACGACGCGACGUGGUCGCUCAUGCCCCCCGAACGCACCGCACUCGCCGCGCUCGAACCCCUGCCGGACUUUUCCGAGCUCGAGGGCGUCGCGGAAGCGCUCGCGGAUGGCGCCAGGCCGCCCCUGUGCGUGAGGACCCUGGGCGAGAGGGACUCGGCGCCAAAGGAGGGUUGCCUUAUCCUGGUUCCCGCGUGCGACGCUCACAUGGCGCGGGAGAUUUGCGACAUGGCGCACGCGGCGAAGGUGUCGCUGGUCCGAACCAACAGGUGCCAGCUCACGGAGGCAUGGGCCGUGUCGUUUCUGGAGGCUGGCGGCGCGGCGUUUCACGCCGAGCUGUGCAAGGGGAAGGCCGUCGGCCUCGAGUUUGGGGGCGAGGGUUGCGCGGAUGCGAUGCGAGGGGUGGCGUCGUCGGGAGGAUUUCCCAUGCUAGAGAACCCCGACCAGUAUGCGGAGUGGCGGUACAUGGGCGUGGAAGGCUAG